Molecule: messenger RNA, 3726 nt
Organism: Coregonus clupeaformis (lake whitefish)
Lineage: Eukaryota; Metazoa; Chordata; Actinopteri; Salmoniformes; Salmonidae
Product: protein ELFN1
Cellular component (GO): plasma membrane
Molecular function (GO): protein binding
Source: RefSeq, a predicted model, not a curated record
GAGAGGAGACAGGGAUCCAAUCAGGGAUGCCGACGGCCAUCCAUCAAAUGAGAAAUAGCCAAUCAGAUGGGAGGAAAAGGACAGAGCCACACCCAGCCGUCUCCCUAACGACAGUCCCCAGGACAACAGCUAAAUGUAGUUCCAGACGCGGUCCUCGUCACCCCUGACUCUCACACACUGUGGAAAAAAAAAUUGUUUAAUCAAAAUGGAGGCUCAGAUUUAUAUGUCAUUUAUUAGGACAUGGUGCCCCCAAAAAGUUCAGAAAUAAAAGGUGCAGAGACACUGCCAAUGAGCUACUCCAAGAUACCUUCCUCUAACUCUUCUCCCUUCCUCUGGACCAAUCAAAGGAGGACCACCUCCCAACAAAGUUUGGUUGGUGCGAAAAAAAACCUGUGAAUCUGGAUAAGCAAAAAUGUAAUGGUUCCGCGCUCAAAAAGAUGUUGGAUCCUUCCUACGGACUAACCUGAGAGAAAGACGAGUGCCCACUUUCCAUUUGAAACCUUCUCUUCUUUUUGGACUAACCUGAGACAAAGACUAAGAGGGCCAACAAUACUCUCUCCUUCCAACCUAACCCUGCCUUAUACUACCGAGUGGACUAACAAUACAGUGGUGCGCUAACAUGGGCAAAGGCUGUAUAACUCUGGACAUCACAGUACACAAGGUGCUCUUUGGAUAGGUUCAACUAGAAGGAGAAGAAGAAGAAUACUUUAUUAAUCCAUGUGAGACAGAAAUUGGACUAUAGUAACAAUCAUCAUUCUCUACACCUCUCUUCCUCUCAAUGACGCUAACCUGGAUAAAUAAACAAAGAAAUAAACAAAAACAACAAUAAUCAACAACAUGGACGUCAUCAUUAGAACGGCAACACAACCCAGUGGGGCGGGGUUUAACAACAAAGUGGGUGGGGCUUCGGUGGCGUUGUCGGCGACCAGUUGGUUCGCCUUCCUCUAUGGGUUCGCCCUGCUGUCAAUCACCCAGUUUCCCACGGCGAUGGGCGACUGUUGGCUGAUUGAGGGGGAGAAGGGCUUUGUGUGGUUGGCUAUCUGCAGCCAGAACCAGCCCCCUUACGAAGCUAUCCCUGCCCACAUCAACAGCACCAUCGUGGACCUGAGGCUCAACGAGAAUAAGAUCAAGAGUAUCCAUUUCUCAUCGCUCAGCCGCUUUGGGAACCUGACGUACCUGAACCUCACCAAGAACGAGAUCUCGUACGUGGAGGAUGGAGCCUUCUCUGCCCAGUUCAACCUACAGGUGCUGCAGUUGGGGUUUAACCGUCUGAGGAACCUAACAGAGGGGAUCCUGAGAGGGCUGGGGAAGCUGCAGUACCUCUACCUACAGGCCAACCUGAUCGAGGCAGUCACCCCCAACACCUUUGAGGAGUGUCCCAACAUAGAGAACAUUGACCUCUCCAUGAAUAGGAUUCAGGUGCUGGACGGAGGCUUGUUUACGGGGCUCAGUAGAUUAACGACCUGUGAACUCUACACCAACCCGUUCAACUGCUCCUGUGACCUGUUGGGGUUUCUGCGCUGGCUGGCCGUCUUCCCGAACAGGACCAAUGAGAGGAUGGUGUGUGAUACUCCGGCCGGGUUUUCAGGCUACAACCUCCUCAGUCAGAACCCCAGGAUGCCUGCGAACCGCAACGCUCUGCACAUGCUCAAUAUGGUGUGUACCGAUGACGGUAGCAACUCUUUGCCGAACAUCAUUGGUCAGUCCGAUUUUACAACCCUCCCGCCGUACUCUCCCUGCGGAUUGGACGACUGCUCUUCUGGAAUGUCCCCAGAGGACCCAAUCAGCAUCAGCCCCACCUACACUGAUCUGAACAACAAGCCUAGCAUGAAGGUGAAACAGGUCUCCCAAACCUCAGCAGUGAUCACAGUCCAGAUCCCUCACCCCUUCAGUAAGAUGUACAUCCUGGUUCUCUACAACAAUAGCUUCUUCACUGACAUACAGAACCUGAAGAACCACAAGGAAGAGAUCGAACUGAACAGCCUGAAAGCCCACACAGACUACACCUACUGUGUAGUGUCUAUAAGGCACCAGCUUCGUUAUAACCACACCUGUCUGUCCAUCUCCACCGGGAGGAAGGCAGGUCUGGAGAGGACCCCCAACGACUCCUCUGCCACCCACUACAUCAUGACUAUACUGGGCAGUCUCUUCAGCAUGGUCAUCAUACUAGGUUUGGUGUUCCACUGCCUGAGGAAGAAGAGGCAGCGAGACGAGAAGAACAAUAAGAUUGGAAAGAUCCAGAAGAGCCUGAUGGAGCUGAGAUACGGAGCAGACCUGGAGGGUGGUGGAGGAACAGGAGGAGGGGGCUCCAUCUCUCAGCUAUCCCAGAAACAGAUGCUCUCGGCUAGGGAGAGUCUCACACGGAUGCCCUACCUUCCCCAGGGUGGAACCUGUGAGAUGGACCAGUACAAGCUACAGGAGAUCAUUGAUACUCCAAAGGCAGCGAAAGGGAACUAUAUCGAAGUGCGGGGAACUGUGGGCGACCCGCCGGACCGGAGGGAGAGAGAGAGAGAAAGAGAGCGGGAGAGAGAGAGGGAGUGUAGUCUCUCUCCACAAGACAACCCUCAGGGUUCGGUAGCAGAGAUUUCCACCAUCGCCUCAGAGGUGGACAAGGUGAACCAGAUCAUCAACAACUGUAUUGAUGUCCUCAAAUCUGAGUCCACGUCGUUCCAGGGGGUCAAGUCAGGCUCUGUGUCGACCGCUGAUCCCCAGCUAGUGCUUAUCUCAGACCAGCCACAGAGACAGUCAGGGUUCCUGUCGCCGCAGUAUAAAGGAGGUUACCACCACCCUCUCCAGAGACACCACAGUAUGGAAGCUCCAUCCAAACGACCUUCGACCUCCUCCAGCGGUUCCGUCCGCUCCCCGCGCUCCUUCCGCUCCGACGGGCCGUACCGGGGAACCACCGAGACCAAGUACAUCGAGAAGACCUCGCCGGCCGGAACCGGAAUCACCGAAGACACCAUCCUCACCGUGACGCCCGCCGCUGCCAUCUUACGAGCAGAGGCCCAGAAGGUCCGACAGUACACGGAGCAGCGCCACUCGUACCCGGGCCCCCAGCACCCCCUCCCUGACCCCGAGGAGCUAGAGGAGCUCAGUAGCAGUAAACCCUCUUCCAUCCUGGAACCCCUCACCCUGGGUCGGCACCCCAGAGAGCUAGCCUACGCCCAGCUGUCGCCGCAGUACCACAACCUGAGCUAUGAGUCCAGUCCUGAGUAUUCCUGCACCCCGUCGCUAGGCAUCUGGGAGAGGUUUAAACUCCACCGGAAGAGACACAAAGACGAGGAUUACGAGGAGGAAUACAUGGCGGCGGGACACGCGUUGAGGAGGAGUUUGCAGGUCGCCAAGGACGAGGAUCUGCAUGACAUACUAGACUAUUGGAAAGGUGUCUCGGCACAGCAGAAGUCGUGAAGGGGCUGGGUCGGGAUGUGAUGAGGCUCUGGCACUACUUAGUUUGGCAUAAAGGAGGAUGGAGGCCGCAUGGAGACUAAAGGGCUUUAUUCAAUCUGUAAAGCUGAAGCGUUACAGAUUCCGCGAUAGAAAUGUAAAGGUAAUUGACAUGCAGCGUGAAUGCUGUCUCCGUUAAAGCAGGAACAUUGCCUUUAAAUUUCAAUCAUUCUGUAAAGAUGAACUUCCACGAUGUGGAUUAGGGCCCUAAUACACACACACACACACACACACACACACACACACACACACACACACACACACACACACACACACACACAC